Molecule: messenger RNA, 2574 nt
Organism: Durio zibethinus
Lineage: Eukaryota; Viridiplantae; Streptophyta; Magnoliopsida; Malvales; Malvaceae
Product: putative glycosyltransferase At3g07620
Molecular function (GO): glycosyltransferase activity
Source: RefSeq, a predicted model, not a curated record
UUCAUGCAACUUUGCUGCUGACUAGUAUGGAUAUCUUUGGCCUAACUCUAAGGUUGUUUCGAGCUGAGAUCCGAAAACUGCUAUUGAUCAUUGGUACAGUUUCUAUCGUAAUUAUUUUUCAGUGUAUUGCACUUCCUUACGGGAAAGUAUUUUCUUCAUUACCUGCUAAUAAGAGUUCAAUAGUUAGCAAUGCCACUAUUUUAAAUAACUUGAACACGGUUAAACUCUUUGUUAAUGUGGUGGCAAAUGAUGCUAAUGGCUCUGAUUCCGAGGAAGAAGCUAGGUACUGGAGGAAUACACCAGUAGCAAAUAUGGAUACUGAUUUGGCCUCUGAAGUUGACGGAUACCUUGGUGAUUCUUUUCAUAAAUUCAAGGAUCAAAAUUCUUAUGAUUUGACAUCAAAGCAGAGGAAAACCCAGGGUAAGAGUUUGAUGACUUUAUACAAUACUAGUACUGAUAAUAGUUCUACUCAAGUGAAGGCUGCAGAAAUUCAACAUGAUCACUUCGGGAUGGUGGAAGAAACAAAAAACAGUGAGAAAAUGAGCAAUCAUCCAAAAGCCACUACUGGCUAUGGUAUUGUGCCGUUUAUAUCAUCUGUAGUUGCCACUGAAGGUCUACAAAACUUGGAUCCUAAUUCAGGGACUUCUGGCUCAUUUUUUGGUGCCAACUUAUCUUCGCUGAGCAAUACCAAAAGAUCUAUUGAAACACAACAUCGGAAUUCUAAACCACUGCAAAAUGCAUCAGCCCUUAUAGACAAUUAUUCUACAAAAGCUAUUCCUUUAUUGAAGAGAUGGGAUAAGAAGCCCAUAUCAGUAUCCCAGAUGAAUUCAUUAUUGCUUCAGAGUACUGAUUCUUCUCGUUCUUCGAGACCAAGACGGUUUUCAGCACGUGAUCGUGAACUUCUAUCUGCAAAACAAGAGAUUGAGGAUGCUCAUGUUUCAAGAAAGACUCCAGUGCUUUAUGCGUCUGUUUAUUGGAAUAUUUCCAAGUUUGAGAGGAGUUAUGAGGUGAUGGAACAAAUACUCAAAGUUUACGUAUAUAGAGAAGGAGCAAAGCCCAUAUUUCAUCAGCCAAUGAUGAGGGGAAUUUAUGCCUCAGAAGGAUGGUUUAUGAAACUCAUAGAAGGAAACAAAAAGUUUGUUGUGAAAGACCCUAGAAGAGCUCAUUUGUUUUACUUACCCAUUAGUUCAAAUAUGCUAAGGACCGCACUGUAUGGACAAGAUUUUCAAAAUUUCCAGGACCUACAGAAAUACCUUAAGGAUUAUGUUGAAUUUAUUGCUGGAAAAUAUAGCUUCUGGAACAGAACUGGUGGUGCAGAUCAUUUUCUUGUUGCUUGUCACGAUUGGGCGCUCAAAUUGACAAAGCACAUAAGUUGUCUUAGAGCUCUUUGCAAUGCCAAUGCUGCUAAAGACUUCAAAGUAGGGAAGGAUACCACUCUUCCAGUUACGUACAUACGUUCUGCAGAGGCUCCUUUGGAAAAUCUUGGAGGAAAGCCUCCCUUAGAGAGAAAUACUCUGGCCUUCUUUGCUGGGGGGAUGCAUGGUUAUCUCCGACCAAUCCUGCUGCUGUACUGGCAGAAUAAAGAACCUGAUAUGAAAAUCUUUGGACCAAUGCCUCGCGAUAUUGAAGGUAAGAGAAAUUACAGAGAGCAUAUGAAGAGCAGCAAGUAUUGUGUAUGUGCUAGAGGUUAUGAGGUUCAUACGCCAAGAGUGGUUGAGGCAAUUUACUAUGAAUGCGUGCCAGUUAUCAUAUCAGACAACUAUGUGCCACCAUUCUUUGAGGUGUUGAACUGGGAGACCUUUGCAGUUUUUGUACAGGAGAAAGAUAUCCCUAAUUUGAGAAACAUUCUGCUCUUUAUACCUGACGAGAAGUACUUGGAGAUGCACUCAAGACUAAAGCUGGUGCAGCGACAUUUCCUUUGGCACAAAAAGCCAGUGAAGUAUGACUUAUUCCAUAUGAUCCUUCACUCGGUCUGGUACAACAGAGUUCUUCACAUAAAAACCUGAUGAAGGUUUUUAUUCUUGAAGUUUCUUGGAACUGGGAAAUAAAGAAAGGGGGCAUAAACCAUAAGCGAAUUGCUGAUGUUUUUGCCAUGAACUGAUUUACGGAGACUGAGAGGAACAAAUUAUUCAGUUCAGUGUAUUUGAAAUGAAGCUGGCUGAUAUUAUUAAAAGUUCGGUGAACAACUUGAGAACCAGUCGUUGUAUGGCCUUUGCAGCUGUCACUGAUGGUGCAAGAUGGUGCAAAAAGGCAAUAGCUCGUUUGUCAUAUAUUAAACUUAUUUCCAUGCGUCAACCGUGUAAAGCCAAUGCAGUAGCUGCCGUCAUUCACCUGUUUUUCAGCUAUUUAGCUGCUCUUCAAGUUUCUUGGCUGUAAAUAUGACGAUCCUGUUGUGUCUUGAAUUCUUAACCAAACUGAUUAUUCUUACACGUGGGUGUAUGCUCAUAGUCUAAUGUGAAUGUCAGUCAAGCAAGGGAACUUAAACGGAUUUCAUUGUCCUUUUCAUAGAUUUCAGAGGAGUAUUAAUUUGAUGAAAUUAACACAUUUCUUCUACUAAUGCGGCCUAAGCAUGGU